This is a messenger RNA of Lathyrus oleraceus (garden pea), 1224 nucleotides long. RefSeq lists its product as uncharacterized. Lineage: Eukaryota; Viridiplantae; Streptophyta; Magnoliopsida; Fabales; Fabaceae. Bases 1 to 1224 code for a protein of 407 amino acids. The record is from RefSeq and is a predicted model, not a curated record. The transcript is spliced from 2 exons.
AUGUCGUACACUGAGCUUUAUCCCUCCUUGUUGCAAAAGGGUUUGGUGGUUCCCAGACCUAUGGGACCUCCACCUGAUCAUCUUCCUCCGUGGUACAACCCUAAUGCGCACUGCCCUUUUCAUGAAGGUGCCCCCGGGCAUGACUUAGAGGGUUGUUACGCUCUGAAGCAUAGGGUUCGGGAAUUGAUUGAGAGCAAGAUCUUGUCUUUUAAAGACAUGGGACCGAAUGUGAAGAACAAUCCUCUUCCUCCCCAUGAAAAUCCUGGAGUCAACGCCAUUGAAGACGCUUCUGUUGGUGUUACGGUUGAUAAGGUGGAGGAUGUUAAGACUCCUUUGGCAGCAUUCCAUGCCCGAUUGGUGGAAGCUGGCCUGGUUAAUGUUGAUCAUAACAACUGUGAAGAGUGUGCCACACACCCAAAAGGAUGUCAGGUGGUACGAGACAAUAUCCAAAACUUGAUGGAUGAAGGAGUGCUUCAAAUAUCCAGUGCUGUGAAGAACGAAGAUGUGUUGGUAAUUGAACCUUGUUUCAAUUUACCCGAACCAGUGGAAAUCCCUUACUAUAGCAGAAGGGUGGCGCUUGAGAAUAGUCAUUCGUUGCCUGUUGAAAUAUGUAUGCCCGCACCUUUUCCGUAUGAGAGCACCAAGGUUGUGCCUUGGAAAUAUGAGAUUACUGUUGUGGAUAAGGUUGUUGAAGGAAGUUCAGACGCUGAAGUGACAGAAGCUGUAAGUGAAGACGUCACCAAUAUUGCAGGAAUGAGCAGAAUGACCCGUAGUGGUCGAAUCUAUACGCCUGAAUUCAAUGUGACCCCUCAAGGGCCGGCCAAGGAAUCAACAGUUGUAGCUCCCACUAAAGAACCCGAAGUGGUUCAAUCCGAAGAUGAUGUUGAAUUCUUGAAGUUGAUCAAGAAAAGUGACUACAAGGUUGUGGACCAGUUGCAUCAGACACCAUCUAAAAUCUCUAUUCUGUCUCUGCUAUUGAACUCCCAAGCCCAUAGGGAGGCUUUGUUUAAGGUGCUUGCUCAAGCUCAUGUAACACAAAGCAUAACAGUAGACCAAUUUGAUGGAGUGGUUGCAAACAUCACAGCUUGCAACACUUUGAGCUUCAGUGGAGAGGAAUUACCUGAGGAUGGACAAAAUCACAAUCGUGCCCUCCAUAUCUCGGAGAACCGUGAUUGGAGAGGUGGAAUUGCCCAGAUUGAUUGGCCCUCAUGUAUUCCCGAUUAA